This is a messenger RNA of Vigna angularis (adzuki bean), 2202 nucleotides long. RefSeq names its product pentatricopeptide repeat-containing protein PPR5 homolog, chloroplastic. The record is from RefSeq and is a predicted model, not a curated record. The transcript is spliced from 3 exons. Gene Ontology annotation, molecular function: protein binding; mRNA binding. Lineage: Eukaryota; Viridiplantae; Streptophyta; Magnoliopsida; Fabales; Fabaceae. Bases 103 to 1701 code for a protein of 532 amino acids.
CCUCAUCCCAGUUGAUGGGCCAACAACCCAGUAUCCUUAUGAGUAAACUGAGUGUGUUAUCUACUCAUUCAGUCCUACCUGUUCUUCCGUUAAUUUGGUUCCAUGUCAAGUCUCGCUUCGUACUCUUCUCCUUCCUUUGGAACUUACGGAACAGCUACCCAUCCACGCGCCGCCCCAAUUCCCUCAAUUUCAUGCGGCGGCCCAAGGCCCAGGAAGAAGCAACCGAACCACAAUGCUGAAGCUCAAGAGCUGGUUCGUUUGCUCACGCGCAGGAUAAGCGACAAAGAGCCUAUCCUCAAGACUCUGAAUAAGUAUGUGACGCAGGUCAGAACCGAACAUUGCUUUUUGCUCUUUGAAGAACUCGGCAAGGAAGGCAACUGGCUCCAAUGUAUUGAGGUUUUCAGAUGGAUGCAAAAACAGCGAUGGUAUAUUGCUGAUAAUGGGAUAUACUCCAAACUGAUAUCAGUUAUGGGAAAGAGAGGGCAAACCAGAAUGGCUAUGUGGCUUUUCUCAGAGAUGCGUAAUACUGGAUGUCGUCCUGACACUUCUGUAUACAAUGCACUAAUCACGGCCCAUCUUCAUUCACGGGACAAAACAAAGGCUUUGUCCAAAGCCAUUGGCUACUUUCAGAAGAUGAAGGGAAUUGAGCGGUGUAAGCCAAACGUUGUUACAUACAACAUUCUUUUGAGAGCUUUUGCUCAGGCUCGUAACCUCGAGCAGGUCAAUUCUUUGUUUAAGGAUCUCGAUGAGAGCACAAUUUCACCGGAUGUUUACACUUUCAAUGGUGUGAUGGAUGCUUAUGGUAAAAAUGGGAUGAUUCGGGAAAUGGAAGCAAUACUUGCUCAAAUGAGAAGCAGUAAAUGUAAACCUGACUUGAUCACCUUUAACUUGCUCAUUGAUUCCUAUGGGAAGAAGCAGGAGUUUGGCAAGAUGGAGCAGGUAUUCAAGAGUUUGUUGUAUUCCAAGGAGAAACCAACACUGUCCACCUUCAAUUCAAUGAUUUUGAACUAUGGGAAGGCAAGACUCAAGAAUAAAGCAGAAGAGGUUUUCGAGAAGAUGAUUGACAUGGGUUACACCCCAAGCUUUGUUACCCAUGAGAGUCUCAUCUAUAUGUAUGGCCUCUGUGGUUGUGUUUCCAGUGCUGUACAAUUGUUUGAUAAGCUGGUGGAGUCAAAAGUUCAAAUAAAAGUUUCAACCUUAAAUACUAUGCUUGAUGUUUACUGCUUAAAUGGUUUACCUCAGGAAGCACAUUCACUGUUUGAGAGGGCAAAAAGUAUAAAAAUAUAUCCAUAUUCAUCAACAUAUAAACUUCUUUAUAAGGCUUACACUAAAGCAAAACAGAAGGAGCUUCUAGAUGAAUUGCUGAAGCAUAUGGAUAAAGAUGGUAUUAUCCCUAACAAGAGGUUUUUCUUGAAUGCUUUGGAUUCUGUACCAGCAAAUUCAGAAUCUGCUAAUGUUGCAACUGAUUCAAACACAGCAAAUUCGGAAUAUGCUAAUGUUGCAACUGAUUCAAACACAGUAAGUUCAGAAUCUGUUAAUGCCAACUCUGAUUCAAAUACGUCAAAUUCAGAAUCUGCUAAUGCCGCAACUGAUUCCAACAAAUCAAAUUCAAAAUCUACUAAUGCCAGCACUGAUUCAAACAACUCCCAAGAUUUUGCAAAGUUGGCAACCCACGUAAAGAACUUUUUAGCUCAUAGGUGACUAGCAUACAAUCAGCACUGUUCACCUAAGAUGGAAGUACAAAGAGAAAUUCUCAGUUGAUUGUUAGUGACUUGCUGGGGCAGAGCAAUAAGGUAGAGGCACUUGUGAAGAAAGGAGAUAGCUUGGGCUUUAAUUGUAUGAAAAGGAAAAAAGGGAGAUCAAAAAGGUCAAUGAAGGAAGUUGUUAAGAUUUCAUAGUUAUGUGAUUUAUUUGGUCUUUUAGCCAAGCCAAAUUACGUUAUGUGAUUUCUAUUUCCAACCUCAAAUAAUAAAACUUUGGUUAGUGAUGGUAGUUGACUACAACUAUCUAAAUAGUACAACAUCACACAUCUUUCAAACAUUAUAACUGUAUUGAAAAACAACUGACUAUAUGAAUGGGUACAUUUUUGUUCAUGGGUAACUUGCAACCAAUCCCAGAAGAACUGGCUUGCUGGUGGAAAGCAAUGAGUAAAUCUGUAACUAAACAAAAUUGAGUUUUUAUUAAUGUUAUUUUCGAUUCAUG